This is a messenger RNA of Dreissena polymorpha, 4670 nucleotides long. RefSeq names its product dehydrodolichyl diphosphate synthase complex subunit nus1-like. Gene Ontology annotation, molecular function: ditrans,polycis-polyprenyl diphosphate synthase [(2E,6E)-farnesyl diphosphate specific] activity. The transcript is spliced from 5 exons. The coding region runs from base 101 to 853 and encodes 250 amino acids. NCBI's taxonomy places the organism in Eukaryota, Metazoa, Mollusca, Bivalvia, Myida, Dreissenidae. The record is from RefSeq and is a predicted model, not a curated record. Gene Ontology annotation, cellular component: endoplasmic reticulum membrane; dehydrodolichyl diphosphate synthase complex.
CGGAAGUACACGGUCACUUGUCAAGGGAGACAAUCCGUCACGACACAUGAAAUGAAACCGGUUAGGUGAUAGUGAAAAUUACACGUAGUGAGUUUAAGUCAUGGGGAAGGGUCCGUUUAUAGUGAUUUUAAGAAUAAUUCACUACGUUGUAGCCCUGACCACGUUCGUUAAACAAUGGCUGCUGAAAUACCCGGUGUUUCCAUUCAAGAAAACAGACAUUGCCAGUGUUCAGUCUGAUGCAAGAAAAUUGAAGAAACUUCCAUUACAUUUAGGACUGUUAGUGUUAGAGGACGAGUUCUCAUACGCAGAUAUUGCUAGGUUAAUAUUGUGGUCAUCAGCGAUGGGAAUAUCAUUUGUCAGUGUGUAUGACGUAAAUGGCCUGGUGAAAUUUAAUGAAAAAGUACUUGCAGCAGAAGUGCAGAAGCAGAAAGGUCUACGAACAGAUUCAGAGAAAAUAAAAACUGACAUUUACAUAUGUUGUGGAAUUAAAAGAGUCGAUGCAAAGCGUCUUAGCUCACCGCAGACCACAGUGUUCCUUUUAUCGAUGGAUGAUGGGUUUCAGUCGAUCGUAAACAUUACCAGAAGUAUAUAUAGUCGAGUAAAAUGUAAACAGAUGAAAGUGUCCGAGAUAGAUCCUCAUUCCUUAGAUACUGUAUUCCAAGAAGAGACUGGCUACCCAGAUCCUGACAUGGUUAUUAGGUUUGGUCAGACAGAAUCCCUGCUUGGCUUCAUGCCUUGGCAAGUGCGGCUCACCGAAAUAUUGUCAUUACCAUCUCAUCAAUGUCUAGAAUACAAAACAUUUAGGUCGGUGCUUCUCAGUUAUGGCAAUACACAGCAGCGAUUUGGAAAAUAACUCAGACACCAGUCGGCAACUUGCCAAAAGUUUUUGUCACAAUAUUUCAUGCGUCAGUGUGAUUGAUGAUGAAGGCUGGAAGAAGUUACAGCAAAGAAGUUCCUAUUCAUUUGCUGGAAGAAUAAAUGAAGAUUAUGUUUCAUUCACAGUCAAUCAUGCACAAAUGCAGUUUUAUGCCCUCACUUUAAUGAUUGGCGGCAUAUAGGUAUGCCCAAGUCUGUCGGUUGGAUUUUUGUGUCCUGCAUACUUCGAAAAGUUUAACAGCUUUACUGGUGAAACUGAAUACUACAUGAAUUCAUAUCAACUUGUAAAUUUGAGCAUUUGGGUAUUUUAAGUGAUUGUUUUGAACAUCUGCAAAGUUUUGAAACAAAAGUGCAAUAUAUGUACAUCCUUGUCACCCAGAUGCACAAAUUUGUUUAAAAAUAUUGUGUCAUGACCUCAAAAUGUAAUUGGUGUUGUGUCCGUUCUUGCAAGAAAAAUCCGUAAUGGCAUUUUGUUUAAGAAAGAAAAUCUGCUGAAGCUAAAAAUUUAAUGUGUGAUGGUGUGUAUGUUUGUUUGGUUGUUCAGUCAUAUCAGUUAUUAAUAAUAUUUUUUUAAAGCUUUGGCCAGUAUUGGUAUAUAAACAUCAAUUUAGAACUAUUUCUUGAAAGUUAGGAGGUUGAAUAAUGAGAAUUGAACAUGUGAUGCAUUAAACAAUUUAACACUAAUGACUUGACUUAAAUGCUAUAUGCUUUAAAAUAUUUGAUUUCUAAGAUGCAAGUUAUUUUGGAAUUAUGUAAAUUUCACUGGCGUUAAACCAUAUUUUUCUCAUGAGUGGUUUACUGCAGACAAUUUUUCAUAAACAAAAUGAACCAGUAGACAAAAUUGUGUGACUUCUUAGAAUUUGUAUAUUGACCCACCUGACCAUGACAUCAUGUUUUUUUUGUUGAUUUCUGGUUGUUUAUUGAAAUUUUUGAACAUACUUGAAGAAAGUUUAUUAGCUUUUAUUUUAUUACUGGGUUAGUUAAACAAAGUCAUAGAGGAUAUUUUUCUAUGAUCAUGAGUGAAAUAACAAACGAUCUUACACUGGCAUGAACAAAUUUUCUGUUUCUUUUAUGCCCCUUUUUCAAGAAAAUAAUUAACAGCUGUUUCCCUUUUGCUGAAAAGUUACCCUUUCUCGGAGUUUCUCCCGUGGCGUGCCUCAAAACAUUACAAAAUGACGUCAUUAGUGUGACAAAAUGACGUCAUUAUACCAGCGAAAUUUUCCAGUUAAACUCUUUUACAAUGUACAAAAACGGUGAAAAAGCAUAAAAUACAUUGAAAAUGUGUUGGAUUCGGUGGAAUAUCGAUUUUAAUUCACUCGUGAUCAUAGAAAAUAUAUAUAAAAUAAUUUAUAAUGAUCUAAAAAUAGAAAAAGGAGUUCCAAACAUUUGUUCUUUUCAUCGGUGAAAUUAACAAUUUGUUCUUUUCACUGCUGUUUUUUCACUGCAGAAAUGUCCUAUUUUAUCAUUAGGUAUAAAAGAAAAUUGUUUAUUUAUAUUCCUGGCAUUACUUUAAUAUUUUCUCCAGCCCCCUUGCAAAAAGCUUGAUAUAGCUCAUAAAAUGGUUUAGUGUAUUUGUAUGUGCACAUGUGUAGGCCCUUGUCAAGACUGGUACUUCAUCAUUUAUUGUGCAUUAAUAAAAUAACUAAAUGCAAAUUUUCAACAUCAUGAGAAAACAUGCAGAUUGUAACAACCUUCACCUUUUGACCACAAAUGUCUACGGUCAAGGUCAUGCUUAGAGGUCGAUUGUCAAAUUUGGCAAUAAAACAUCUUGUGCAGACUGUAACUGUGUCAUAUUGUCAUGUGUAACAACAGUCUCCCUACCUGAAAGGUCAAGGUCACACUACAAAGUCUUAAGGUCAAUACAUUUUGCCAUAAAAGGCUUUUCCAGACUGUAAAUUCAACAUGCAACUUUAAAAUAAAUUUCCUAAAGUGUUAACCUUUUGGAUGAGGGGGAGUGUGCCCUUAGGCAAAGGGCACAUUUAAGGCCAAAGGUAAAACAUGUGCAUGGUUCUGGUUGUUAAAUGAUUAAAAGCAUUAUUGAAAAUUGGCCUGACAUGUUGGGAUCAUGUAUCUAGUAAGUCUGAUAUUGUUUAAAAAACUAUGCAUUUAAUAAACCUCUUGUAAAGUGAUCAGUGUAUAUGUUCAAUUAUAUACAUUUAUCAGUGAUUUAAAUCAGCAAAAGGCAGGAAGCCCCUACACAAGGUAAUUUCAAAGAAUCAAUCAGUUUUAUUCAGAUGGGCUUGUAACAUUCAUUGUUUUUCUUUCGCUUGAUUAUUAACAUAUGUGGGUUUUAUUGAUAAGUCUGCUACUUAAAUGACUGCAAUUAUUUGAUGUACAUGUAGCAGGCAUGCAUACAUAUUUGAAAGGGCAUUUGUGCUUACUGUAAUACACAGACUAGUUUUUAAGAAAGCUUGGCACAUGUAACUAUGCCUAGUUGUUACAAAUAUUACUUAUUAUUAGUGACAUUUGUUAUUAGAACCUUAGUGCUUUUGUUAGCUAUAAUUCAAUUUAUUAUUGCAUGUGUACGCUAAUAUUCAACACUGAAUUUGACAAUUCUCUCUUACCUGCUCAUCAGAUGGUUGUUUGGUUAUUCUGGACCCUUAUUAUAUUACCAUAGGUUAGUUUGUUUUGGAAUAUAAGAUCAUGAACGUGUAAAUUCUUUCACAUUUUCACUCGCUUCCUGUUGAGUGUGCACUGACUUGUGGCCAUCACGAGUUAAACUAGACUUUGUACUCGCAUGGAAGAUUAAUAUACUUGAGAGAAAUCCUGUGUAAUUGAUGUAUCAAGUUUUGAUGAGGAUAUUACAUUUUAUGUUUAAAAGUUAUUGCUUCAUUAUGACAUCCAAUCAUGAUACGUUCACGUAUUAUGUGAACAUGAAAAUGUAGGUUAACAAAGGGGAAUGCUUUCACACAAAUAGAACACUUUUUGAAGUAAUUAAAUAGUCGUUAAACAAAAUAGUUGAUUUCUGUCCUUCAAAUAUAUUGGAAUUAUAUGGUUAUAGAGACUUCCUUAGUUUCUAGACAUUCUUACAUGCAAUCUGUAUUCUAGCGAGAGUUUUCUUACAAACAUUCACAAACAUAUUCAUUAGAUAUACAUUUUUUAGAGAAAUACUAUUGAUAAUACAUCAUUUUGACCUAUCCCAUACUAUGAUUGAGUCGAAACAACAUGGCAAGCCAAUUGAAAAAGGAAGUGACUGUAAUCUGUAAUUUGCAUAAUCUUCCAUUGAUGAAUCUGUGCUAUGUGCAAAACUUGUUUAACCCUUUCAGUGCGGGAACCAAAUUUUGAAGGCCUUUGCAAACAGUUUGGAUCCUGAUGAGACGCCACAGAACGUGGCGUCUCAUCAGGAUCCAAACUGUUUGCUAUUCUGAUAGUAUUCUUUGAAAAAAAUCGAACAAAAUGCUAAUUUUAGAAAUUCAGCAGACGACAUUUUAGCAGAAGACAAAUUACCCAGCAUGCAAAGGGUUAAUUCUAAUGCAUUUAAUCAUAGUGCUGUUGCCAUUCUGUUUGUUGCAAUACAUGGUGUUUGUUACAUGUUUGAUUUCAAUAAAUAAUUCAAACACAAUGAUCUUUAAAAAUAUAUGUCUCUUGACUCGAAUAAAUGGUAAUUAUGCUGUGAAUAAAUGUUUGCAUUAUGAAUUGUAUGUCUGACAUAAAUUGUGUAUUUGGUGGGUGUUUAAAAAUCAUGUCAUUUGUCAUGCGUCACAUAGGUUUACAAUUUAAAGUUGUAUAUUAAUAUAUUUUGUUAAUGUAUAUAAAAACCAAGAUAAGAAAAGAAAUAAAGGUGUCGCACUUUA